This is a messenger RNA of Chara braunii, 1535 nucleotides long. Lineage: Eukaryota; Viridiplantae; Streptophyta; Charophyceae; Charales; Characeae. The record is from the annotation of a GenBank genome assembly.
CGCUCAAAAAACAUUCACGGAAAGACCCGACUUCCAUGCUAGAGACUGCUCACUAUUUCCAUGCGAAGACCCGACUUCCACGUGGCAGAGCAAGCUAGGACUUCCACGUGGCAGAGGAUUCCACAUGGAAGAGCAAUAUCGGACAGGGCCCACCACGUGGCAGUCAUUUACAAACUCCGCUCACAAUUUUCAUGCGACCCUUCAAGUGGACACGGGCAGAGCCAAAAUUGAGCUUCCACGUGGCAGAGGAAGAAGACGACGACUUCCACGUGGGAGAGCAAGAUCGGACUUCACCACGUGGGAGAGCAAGAUCGGACUUCACCACGUGGGAGAACAAGAUCGGACUUCCUCGUCGCAGAACUAGAGCAGAGCAGACUCCCACGUGGCAGAGAAAAACCAGACUGCCAGUCGAAGAGAACAGGGCAAAGCAAAACGGACCUGCCACGUGGCAGUACCUCACAGAUCGACACAACUUCCAUGUGACGUGUCAGAGCGUACGAACCAAGCGAUUGAGCAUCGAGAGGAACGGCGGCGGGGAGUUAAAGAGGUUGUGGGAAAUGGCAGGAAUGGCGGGAAAGACGGAGUGGGAGGAAUGGCGGGAAAGACGUAGCGGGAGGAAUGGCGGGAAAGACGGAGUGGGAGGAAAGGCGGGAAAGACGGAGCUGGACAUGGAAGGGGACGAGGACGUGAUGCAAUUUUGAUGGUUGACGUAAGGAGACGACGGCAGCGUGAACUUAUCUAGCGGACUCUAUUUUCUUUUAAUUUUUUCCUCCAAAUUCAUUUUCCCCUGAUGAAAAGACUUUUACGAAAUCUCAAAAAAAUUAACCUUAAAAAAACGAUUCAUUCUUGCGUGUAAGCUGUUGCUGCUCAUAGUACACACCCCAGAAAACCAUCUCCUUCCUUCUCUCUUUUUCCCAAAGUACUUUUCUUAGGAAGACAUCUCCUCCUCGCCCCAUCCCACUGAACCGUUCAGAUCAUAUCCACUGGCGAGUCCCUGCCUCCUCUACCUCCAUUUGUUUCCUCUCUCUCUCUCUCUCUCUCUGUGUGUGUGUGUGUGUGUGUGUGUGUGUGUGUGUGUCUUGAGAUCUCUACUCCACUGACAGCCUCAACCCUGAGAGGCCUUCUGGUGCACGUAGGUGAGCCCGCACUUGCCGCAGGAGUGUCGAUCGAUGUGAUUGGCCAUGAAAUCUCUCUCUCUCUCUCUCUCUCUCUCUCUCUCUCUCUCUCUCUCUCUCUCUCUCUCUCUCUCUCUCUCUCUCUCUCUCUCUCUUUUGAUCUUGAUCUUCACUCCCCUGACAGCAUAAAUCCUGAGCGGCCUUCUGGUGCACGUAGGUGAGCCCGCACUUGCCGCAGGAGUGUCGAUCGAAAUGAUUGGCCAUGAAAUCUCUCUCUUCUCUCUCUCUCUCUCACUUGCCGCAGUAGUGUCGAUCGAAAUGAUCGGCCAUGAAAUCUCUCUCUCUCUCUCUCUCUCUCUCUCUCUCUCUCUCUCUCUCUCUCUCUCUCUCUCUCCAAAAGCCAAAAAGCCUACCGGACGU